AUGGCCACUACAACAACAACAGCAACAACAACAAUCACAGCACCUGAAAUUGGCCAGAUAACCCAAGGCGGCAAAGAAUACUCUUCACCCGCUAUCCCUGUUCUAGCCAGCGCAUUCCAAAAUGAUCCGAUAUUCAAUUACUUCAUGGGAGCUCUAUCCAAGGAAGAGAGAAAAGAGUAUACUCCUGAAUUCCUCGCCGUCCUUGUGAAAGGCGGCAUGUUGAACAAAGGGAUCAUAUUCGAAAUCUCUUCAUGGGGUUGCUGCGCUGUCAUCCUGCCCCCAGGCAAGAAAGUGGACAACCCCCUGACGAUUUUUCAAGCCGGCCUCCCAGGUGCCGUACUACGCCUGAAGUUGGUGGGUAUCAAGCGCAUUCUCGUUGAACACAGUUCGGCAGUAAAGCGGGCGAAGCAGAAGGCGUUUACGCCUAAGGAAAUGUCGCAGUACUGGUACCUGUUCAUUAUCGGGACGCACGAGACCCGGCAACGUCAGGGUCUUGGAGGUAUGAUGCUCGAACACGUCAAGGCAAUUGCUUUGAAAGACGGCCGCAGACCUGUGUGGCUGGAGGCUUCAAAUGAGAAUGCUAGGAAACUAUACGUUAAGCACGGGUUUGAGGAGGUAGAGGAGAUCACCCUUGGCAUCGGCGUGGUUGGACCCGACGGACUGGCGAAGAAAGGUGGCGAGGGUGUCAAAACGUGGGCCAUGGUGUGGCGACCAGAUCCCAAGAAAUAA
Molecule: messenger RNA, 729 nt
Organism: Xylaria bambusicola
Lineage: Eukaryota; Fungi; Ascomycota; Sordariomycetes; Xylariales; Xylariaceae
Exons: 3
Coding region: 1-729 (242 amino acids)
Molecular function (GO): acyltransferase activity, transferring groups other than amino-acyl groups
Source: RefSeq, a predicted model, not a curated record